Messenger RNA from Castor canadensis (American beaver), 1007 nucleotides. The record is from RefSeq and is a predicted model, not a curated record. Lineage: Eukaryota; Metazoa; Chordata; Mammalia; Rodentia; Castoridae.
GCCCUGCCUGCCGCGCACUCAGACUGGCCAGCGCCGCGAUCGGAGCCGCAGCCCUGCGCCCCGCGCCCCGCGCCCUGCGCCCGGCCUCCAGAAUCAUGUGGUACAUCAGCACCCGGGGCAUGGCCCCACAGGUUGACUUUGAGGGGGCCCUUUUCUCUGGCUAUGCACCUGAUGGGGGACUCUACAUGCCUGAGGAGCUCCCACAGCUAGACAGAGAGACUCUGCGUCAUUGGAGCAUGCUCUCCUAUCCUGGCCUGGUAAAGGAGCUGUGUGCCCUCUUCAUCGGCUCUGAGCUCAUUCCAAGAAACGACUUAAAUGAUCUGAUUGAUCGAGCCUUCAGCAGAUUCCGCCACAGAGAAGUGGUUCAUCUGUGCAGGCUGAAGAACAAGCUGAAUGUUUUGGAGCUGUGGCACGGGGUUACUUAUGCUUUUAAGGAUCUGUCCAUGAGCUGCACUGCUCAGUUCUUGCAGUACUUCCUGGAGAAGAGGAAGAAGCAUGUCACCGUGGUUGUAGGAACUUCUGGGGACACAGGGAGUGCUGCCAUUGAGAGUGUUCAAGGGGCAAAGAACAUGGACAUCAUUGUUCUGCUGCCCAAAGGUCACUGCUCGAAGAUCCAGGAGCUCCAGAUGACAACAGUGCUGAAGGAGAACGUCCAUGUGUUUGGAGUGGAGGGAAACAGUGAUGAGCUUGAUGAACCCAUCAAGGCCGUGUUUGGUGAUGUGGCUUUUGUGAAGAAGCACAACCUGAUGAGCCUGAACUCCAUCAACUGGUCUCGGGUCCUCGUGCAAAUGGCCCACCACUUCUUUGCUUACUUCCAGUGUGUACCCUCCUUGGACAUGUACCCCUUGCCUCCUGUGGAAGUGGUUGUGCCAACAGGGGCUGGUGGUAACCUUGCAGGUAAGAAACCCAAGGGUCAGAUAAGCUUUCUACACAGAUUCCCAGUCUCUUUUCAACUGCCCUCUGACUGGAAAUGUGAAGAGAAAGAAGGUCAAGUCCUAGUUCCAAAG